CAUUAUCAACAUUGUCGUCACAUUUAUCUUUUUCAUUAUUUCAUCAUUUGAAAAAAAUUGAUUGAUUUCAAGCCACAAGCUUUGAUUUUAUACGUUUCGUCGAGGUAAACGAAUAAGAAAAAGAAGAAUGGCAUCACGUAAAAAAGCAUUGUUGAAAGUAAUCAUUCUUGGUGAUAGUGGUGUUGGUAAAACAUCAUUGAUGAAUCAAUAUGUAAAUCAUAAAUUCUCCAAUCAAUAUAAAGCAACUAUUGGUGCAGAUUUUCUCACCAAAGAAGUAAUUGUUGAUGAUCGUCUUGUUACUAUGCAGAUCUGGGAUACUGCAGGACAGGAACGAUUUCAAUCAUUGGGCGUUGCAUUCUAUCGUGGUGCCGAUUGUUGUGUACUUGUUUAUGAUGUAACAUCACCUGGUUCAUUUAAAUCACUUGAUUCAUGGCGUGAUGAAUUUUUGAUUCAAGCAUCACCACGUGAUCCGGAAAAUUUUCCAUUUGUUGUUAUUGGUAAUAAAGUUGAUCUGGAUAAUCGUGCUGUUUCAUCAAAACGUGCACAAGGAUGGUGUCAAAGUAAGAAUAACAUUCCAUACUUUGAAACGAGCGCAAAAGAAGCUAUUAAUGUUGAUCAGGCAUUCUUAACUGUUGCCAAAAAUGGUUUGGCCCAAGAAACUGAAGUUGAAUUAUAUAAUUCAGAAUUUCCAGAUAAAAUUAAUCUUUCACAGGAUCAAAGCCAACAACGAAAUGAUAAUUGUGCUUGUUAAUGUAAAUGAAACAAACAAACAAAAAAAUUAGAACAUACAUACACAUCUCACCACUAUCCAUAUACACAUUUAUUCGAAUUGAUGAUCAUUGUUAUUAAAAAA
This is a messenger RNA of Dermatophagoides pteronyssinus (European house dust mite), 853 nucleotides long. RefSeq names its product RAS oncogene family member Rab7 (gene Rab7). Gene Ontology annotation, molecular function: GTPase activity; GTP binding. Gene Ontology annotation, cellular component: late endosome; lysosome; phagocytic vesicle. NCBI's taxonomy places the organism in Eukaryota, Metazoa, Arthropoda, Arachnida, Sarcoptiformes, Pyroglyphidae. Gene Ontology annotation, biological process: endosome to lysosome transport; phagosome-lysosome fusion. The record is from RefSeq and is a predicted model, not a curated record.